AUGUCUGGAGGGGACCCACCACCAGUAGCAGAGGAAGGCCAACUGCUCCACGGAGGUGCCAUGCAUGGAGGGGACUCACCACCAGUAACACAGGAAGACCAACUGCUCCACGGAGGUGCCAUUUCUGGAGGGGACCCACCACCAGUAGCAGAGGAAGGCCAACUGCUCCACGGAGGUGCCAUGCAUGGAGGGGACUCACCACCAGUAACACAGGAAGACCAACUGCUCCACGGAGGUGCCAUGUCUGGAGGGGACCCACCACCAGUAGCAGAGGAAGGCCAACUGCUCCACGGAGGUGCCAUGCAUGGAGGGGACUCACCACCAGUAACACAGGAAGACCAACUGCUCCACGGAGGUGCCAUGUCUGGAGGGGACCCACCACCAGUAGCAGAGGAAGGCCAACUGCUCCACGGAGGUGCCAUGCAUGGAGGGGACUCACCACCAGUAACACAGGAAGACCAACUGCUCCACGGAGGUGCCAUGUCUGGAGGGGACCCACCACCAGUAGCAGAGGAAGGCCAACUGCUCCACGGAGGUGCCAUGCAUGGAGGGGACUCACCACCAGUAACACAGGAAGACCAACUGCUCCACGGAGGUGCCAUGUCUGGAGGGGACCCACCACCAGUAGCAGAGGAAGGCCAACUGCUCCACGGAGGUGCCAUGCAUGGAGGGGACUCACCACCAGUAACACAGGAAGACCAACUGCUCCACGGAGGUGCCAUGUCUGGAGGGGACCUACCACCAGUAGCAGAGGAAGGCCAACUGCUCCACGGAGGUGCCAUGCCUGGAGGGGACUCACCACCAGUAACACAGGAAGACCAACUGCUCCACGGAGGUGCCAUGUCUGGAGGGGACCCAUAA
Molecule: messenger RNA, 861 nt
Organism: Bacillus rossius redtenbacheri
Lineage: Eukaryota; Metazoa; Arthropoda; Insecta; Phasmatodea; Bacillidae
Product: basic salivary proline-rich protein 2-like
Exons: 1
Coding region: 1-861 (286 amino acids)
Source: RefSeq, a predicted model, not a curated record